CUUUGUUUUUUAUGGUUACAUUUUAUUCGCUUUGUUGUUUUCUCGAAGAUGAUGGAGUCUAAUAUAAUCGUUUUUCAAACGUGCAGCUUCUAUUUCUUCCUUCUUUUGUGUUGCGCAUAUGGAGACAUGAGCUAUUCUUUUCCAGAGGAGAUGAAACGAGGAUCGGUUAUUGGAAAUAUAGCCAAGGAUCUCGGGCUGCAGACGGGUGCUCUGUCUAACAGGAGAGCCCGCAUUGACACGGAUGGGACGGAUAAACGUUAUUGUGACAUAAACCUGAAUAACGGAGAGCUGGUUGUUGCGGACAGGAUUGACCGAGAGGGGCUCUGUGGCGAAAAGGCUUCGUGUAUCUUAAAACAGGAGCUUGUGCUGGAGAAUCCUCUCGAGCUCCAUCGGAUAACUCUACACAUUCAAGAUAUAAAUGAUAACUCCCCACAGUUUGAUGAAGAAGCGAUUAAAAUUGAAAUUCACGAGUCUGCUGUCAGAGGAGCUCGUUUUGUGGUAGAGGAGGCGCAUGAUGCGGAUGUAGGACAAAACUCAGUUCAGCAGUACAGCCUAAAAAAGAAUGACAAUUUCAUUUUGGCUGCUAAUGGAAACACAAUCGAGCUUGUUCUUGAUAAAGAGCUAGAUCGAGAGAAGCAAAAAGAGAUCAAUUUGCUCCUCACAGCUUUAGAUGGAGGCUCUCCUCAGAGAUCAGGUACUGUAGUCAUACACGUCACUGUCCUGGAUGCUAAUGAUAACGCCCCAGUGUUCAGUCAGGCCGUCUAUAAAGCCAGUCUGCCUGAAAACUCUCCUUUAGAUACUGUGGUGGUCACAGUGAGUGCUGCUGAUGCAGACGAGGGAGUUAAUGGAGAGGUGACUUAUGACAUUGGACAUGUUACUGAAGAUGUGAAGAAGAUUUUUAGUAUUGAUCGUAAGUUGGGAGAAAUAAAAGUAAUUGGUGCUGUUGACUAUGAAACUACUUCAUCCUUUGAAAUACGCGUUAAAGCAAAAGAUGGUUUGGGUCUUUCAUCUUACGCUAAGGUGAUCAUUUCUAUCACUGAUGUGAAUGACAACGCCCCUGUAGUCAGUUUGAAAUCACUGAUGAAUCCCAUACCUGAGGACACCCCACCUGGUACAGAGGUGGGCAUCAUUAAUGUGCAGGAUAGAGACUCUGAGACUAACAGACAGGUCCGCUGCUCCAUUCAGCAAAAUGUCCCUUUUAAGUUGGUUCCUUCUAUUAAAAACUAUUAUUCUGUGGUGAGCACAGGACAACUGGACCGUGAACUAGUGUCUGAUUACAACAUUACAAUCACUGCCACUGACGAGGGCUCUCCACCUCUGUCCUCCUCUAAAACUGUUCAGUUAUCUGUAGCAGACAUCAACGACAACCCACCUGUGUUUGAGGAACAGUCGUACAGCGCAUAUGUGAGUGAAAAUAACAAACCUGGCUCCACUUUAUGUUCCGUUAGUGCUCGAGACCCCGACUGGAGACAGAACGGUACAGUGGUUUAUUCUCUGUUAUCCGGUGAGGUGAACGGUGCCCCGGUGUCCUCCUAUGUGUCAGUGAACGGAGACACGGGGGUGAUCCACGCUGUGAGGUCGUUUGAUUAUGAACAGUUCAGGAACUUUAAAGUGCACGUGAUGGCCAGAGACAACGGUUCUCCUCCUCUCAGCAGCAACGUGACCGUGAGUGUGUUCAUAUCGGAUGUGAAUGACAACUCUCCUCAGAUACUGUACCCCGCCCCGGAGGGCAACUCCUUCAUGACCGAGCUGGUCCCCAAAGCUGCACACGGAGGCUCUCUGGUGUCCAAAGUGAUAGCAGUGGACGCGGACUCCGGACAGAACGCCUGGCUGUCCUAUCAUAUAGUGAAAUCCACUGAUCCGGGACUUUUCACUAUUGGUGUCCACAGCGGAGAGAUCAGGACCCAGCGGGACAUUUCUGAGUCUGACAGCAUGAAACAGAACCUUAUUGUGUCAGUGAAAGAUAACGGACAGCCCUCUCUGUCUGCCACCUGUUCCAUGUAUUUACUGAUUUCUGAUAACUUGGCUGAGGUGCCAGAACUGAAGGACAUUUCUUAUGAUGAGAAGAGCUCCAAACUGACCUCUUAUCUGAUCAUCGCGCUGGUGUGUGUGUCCACCUUUUUUCUUACCUUCAUCAUCAUCAUCAUGGGUGUGAGGUUUUGUCGCAGGAGAAAGCCCAGACUGUUGUUUGACGGAGCAGUCGCCAUCCCCAGCGCUUAUCUUCCUCCUAAUUACGCAGAUGUUGACGGCACAGGGACUUUACGCAGCGCUUACAAUUAUGACGCCUACCUGACAACAGGGUCUCGAACCAGUGACUUUAAGUUUGUGUCAUCUUACAAUGACAACACACUGCCUGCUGACCAGACUCUGAGGAAAAGUCCUACAGACUUUGCUGAUGUUUUUGGAGACUGUGAUGAAUCUCCUGAGUGGAACUGGAGUAUUGGGUUAGAGACGAGAGCUGUGUACGCAUGCGUGUUUGUGUAUGAGUCAAAAAUGUCGACAGGAGAUUUGCCUUCGGAAGCAUGUUUAAACAUGGACCAUCGAAAAAACUUAAAAUGGUGGCUGCAUUUUUUAUUUCUUGCCCUACUUUUUGGCGUUUCAUCUGGAGAAGUGCGUUACGUCCUUCCCGAGGAGAUGCAGCGGGGCUCGGUGAUCGGCAAUGUUGCGAGGGAUCUAGGGCUUAAAGUGUCGGAGCUUAACGCUCGUCGGGCCCGUGUUGUUGCAGAGGGAACGAGCCAGCUGUGCGAACUGGACGCUGCGUCAGGCAAUCUUUUGAUCAGCCAACGGAUAGACCGAGAGGAGCUCUGCGCGCAAGCCAGUGUCUGCAUCCUACAGUAUCAGCUUUUACUCGAAGAUCCCCUUAAAGCAUUCAGCUUAGUGUUGGACAUUGCAGAUAUAAAUGACAACAGCCCAGUGUUCCCUGCAGGGGAGAUAACACUAGAUUUAGUCGAAUCAACUGUGCUGGGGAGGCGUUUUCCACUGGAGAGCGCACAUGACCCCGAUCUGGGAACCAACUCUAUCCGUGAAUACAAACUGAGCCCGAAUGAUCACUUUGCACUGGAAAUGAGUACUCAAAUAAACGGCAAUGCUUAUCUGGAACUUGUUCUCAAAAAGCCAUUAGACCGAGAGGCACAAGCUGAACAUGUAUUGGAAAUCAAUGGGAUUGACGGGGGGAAUCCAGUCAGAUCAGGAACUGCUUCUAUUCAUGUCCGUGUUUUGGACGCAAAUGACAAUGUCCCAGUUUUUAGUCAGCGAGUUUACAAAGCCUAUGUGCCUGAGAACUCGCCCAUAGGGACUCUUAUAUCAACACUGAAUGCCACGGACUUGGAUGAAGGUGUCUAUGGAGAGAUAACUUAUUCUUUCAGUCACCUAUCAGACAAGAUAGGAGGUGUUAUUGAAAUCAACCCAAUGAGUGGAGAGGUCCGUGUGGCAGGUCCCAUUGACUUUGAAGAGGCCAGUACGCACGAGCUGGAUGUUCAGGCCAAAGAUGGAGGGGGGCAAGCCUCUCACUGUAAACUUAUCAUUGACAUAAUUGAUGUAAACGACAACAAACCUGUGAUAGAGAUUAAAUCAGCCUCUGCUAAAGUGGCUGAAGACUCUAGACCAGGAACUAUGGUCGCUCUGAUGAAUGUUUAUGACAUGGACACUGGGAGCAGUGGGCACGUCACGUGUACAAUUGCAGAUGAUGUCCCAUUUAAGAUUGUAUCAGAGGUCAAAAACUAUUACAUGUUAGUGACUGACGGGUUGUUAGAUAGGGAGUUUCAACCAGAGUAUAACAUCACAGUGACAGCCACAGAUGCGGGCUCUCCUUCACUCUCCACUGUAAAAGUUUUAACAAUUGUGGUUACUGAUGUCAAUGACAAUCCCCCGACUUUUACUAGUGAGUACAAUGCCAACCUCUUGGAAAACCAACCUGUUGGCACGUUUGUGAUGAAAGUGAAAGCAGAAGAUAUUGAUGAUGGACCCAAUGCUAAAACUCUGUACCAAAUAUCAAGGGACACAAGCUCAGAUGUGUCCUCCUUCCUUACCAUCAACUCAGCAACAGGGGAGCUCUUCACUUCACGCCUCUUUGACUAUGAACAAACAGUUUACUUCCAAAUUAAGGUGACAGCUCAAGAUGGAGGAAGCCCCCCUCUCUCCACUACCUGCACUGUAAACGUUUUUAAAGACCAAAAUGACAAUACACCGGUUGUCCUGUACCCUGUCCAAACUUCCGGAUUCAUUGCUGAAGAUAUGGUGCCAGUUGAAGCGCCAAGAGGUUACCUGGUUACUAAGGUUGUAGCUGUGGACUCGGACUCCGGCCACAACGCAUGGCUUUCCUACAGAAUAAUCAAAGCAACGCAGCCUAACCUGUUUAUGGUCGGCCUGCAUUCAGGAGAAAUCCGAACUGUGCGAGCAUUCAUGGAGGACGAUGAAUCAAAACAAUCUGUUGUGGUUUUAGUGACAGAUAACGGGCCUGAAUCUCUCUCUGCCACAGCUACAGUGAGCAUAGUCAUUGGUGAUGGGCUGCCUGUUUUAAACGAACUCUUUGAGUUUGCAGAUGAAUCACAGGACAGUGAUAACUUGACUCUCUAUUUGAUCAUCGCCCUGAUUGCUGUUUCCUCUCUUCUCAUACUUUUAAUUACUGGUGUGUUUUAUUUUAAGCUCUGUCGGCAGAGUUAUGUUUACCGUUCAACCACUGCCAGUCUCCCCGUUUUCCCUACAGCCUACUGCCCCCCUAGUUUUGCCGAUUUUAGCCAUUGUGGGACCCUACUGAAAGAUGAUCGUUAUGACCCCUUUCUGACCACUGGGUCUUGGAGGGGGGAUUUUCGUUUCAGCUCAAACACAGACACAGACACACUGAAACAAAGAAGUGCAGCCUAUCAGAAAAACACCCUAAGGCGCACUAGUACAGAUAGAGCUAGUCUGAAGGUGAGGUCAGGUGGGCCACAUCCAUGUUACGUUGUCACAUCUGCAGGCUCAUCUGUGCUCCUAAUUUCAGCCGUUGAAGGAGGGAAGGGAGGGGGAGAAACAAGCAAAAUUUAUUUUUUGAAGAUGAAGGGCACCUCACUGGAUUUGCGAGUCUCCAUUUUGCUUUUCUGCGUUGUGACUGCGAUCAGUGGACAAAUUCGUUAUUCUAUACCAGAGGAGAUGAGGAAAGGACUGUUUGUCGGAGACGUUGCUAAAGACCUCGGCUUGGAUGUUAAAAGGUUGGUGUCUGGUCGGGCUCGACUUGUCAUAGAUAAUGAAAUUCAGUAUGUGACGCUGAACCAGAACAAAGGCCAUAUCGUUGUCAAUGAGAGAAUUGACAGGGAAAAGAUAUGCGCCAAGAAGUCGCCCUGUAGCUUUAGUCUAGAAAUUGUCCUCGAAGAUCCUCUUGAAUUGUUUUCUAUUACCGUCGAAAUCCAAGAUGUAAACGACCAUGCUCCCGCAUUUCCCAAAAAAGAAAUACAUCUGGAAAUCAGCGAAUCGACGCCCACGGGUACUGUAUUCCUGCUUGAUAGCGCAGCUGAUCCUGAUGUAGGAAUAAACUCCCUGCAAAGUUACUCAUUAAAGACUAGUGAUCAUUUCAUUCUCAAACAACAAACUCGAGCAGAUGGCAGUAAAUUUGCAGAAUUGGUGCUCGAGCAUGGUUUAGACCGCGAGAAACAGAGCGAACACAGGCUCAUACUGACUGCUGUUGAUGGGGGGGAGCCGCAGAGGUCUGGGACGGUAAAGAUACACGUUUCUGUUCUGGACGCAAACGACAACGCACCUGUUUUUACACAGUCAGUAUACAAAUCAUCAGUCUCUGAAAAUGUUUCCAGGGGCACGGUUGUUGCUAUAGUCAGUGCCGUAGAUGCGGACCAAGGUUUCAAUGGUAACGUCACGUAUUCUUUCACUCAUUUAGAGGAGGAUUCAUCGUGUCCAUUCACAAUAAAUCCUUACACGGGAGAGGUUACGCUCACCGGUGAAAUCGAUUACGAAGUUUCUUCAAAUUAUGAAAUAAACAUUCAAGCCAAAGACCCGUGGGGUUUAGUGGGCGCCAGCAAAUUAAUGAUAGAGCUAAUUGAUGUGAAUGAUAACAGUCCACUAAUUAUAAUGGCUUCAUUUUCUGGUAAGAUUUCCGAGGAUUCUACACCCGGAACUGUCGUGGCGUUAAUCAGUGUCCAAGAUAAAGAUUCUGGUAAAAAUGGGCAAAUUCAUUUAAAUAUAGAUGAAGGGCUCCCGUUCAAAAUCAAAUCAUCUCUUCGGAACUAUUACACAUUGGUUACAGAGCAAAAUCUCGACCGAGAAAAGCUAUCCAAGUACAACAUCACCCUCACUGCCACAGAUGAAGGGUCGCCUGCCUUAUCAAGCACAAAAGCUGUCGUUUUAGAUGUUACUGAUAUUAAUGACAACGCCCCAGCUUUCAGCCAACGUGUUUACAACACUCAGGUAAUGGAAAACAAUUCUCCUGGUGUCGCUUUGGUACAGAUCCAUGCCACUGAUCCCGAUCAAGGUCAAAAUGCACGCAUAUCAUAUUUUCUUAUUGAUGGCGAGGUCAAUGGACAUCCUGUCUCCGAAUUUUUCUCAAUCAACACGGAGAGUGGAGUCAUUCAGUCACUGCGUUCACUUGACUAUGAACAAGUCAAAGAGUACAAAAUACGAGUCAAAGCACAGGAUGGAGGCUCACCACCAUUAAGUAGUAACACAACAGUUAUUGUGCGUGUCCGGGACCAGAACGACAACCCCCCUCAGGUCCUGUACCCAGUCCAGACUGGUGGAUCAGUGGUGGCUGAGAUGGUGCCUCGUGCUGCAGAUGUGGGCUACCUGGUGACUAAAGUGGUGGCUGUUGAUGUGGACUCUGGACAGAAUGCCUGGCUCUCGUAUAAACUGCAGAAAGCCACAGACAGGGCGCUGUUUGAAGUGGGCUUACAGAAUGGAGAAAUCAGAACUAUCCGUCAAGUGAAUGAUAAAGAUGCUGUGAAACAAAGACUGACUGUUAUAGUGGAGGACAACGGGCAGCCGUCUCGUUCAGCUGCAGUCAUUGUUAACGUGGCGGUGGCGGACAGCUUCCCUGAAGUGCUGUCUGAGUUCACUGACUUUACACACGACAAGGAGUACAAUGACAACCUGACUUUUUACUUAGUGCUGGCUUUGGCUGUAGUAUCCUUCCUCUUCAUCACGUGUGUAGUGGUUAUUAUAUCAGUGAAAAUCUACAGAUGGAGACAGUCUCGCACCCUGUAUCACUCCAACCUCCCUGUGAUUCCAUAUUAUCCACCACGUUACUCAGACACUUUGGGCACAGGGACUCUCCAGCACGUGUACAAUUACGAGGUGUGCAGGACGACUGACUCCAGAAAGAGUGACUGUAAGUUCGGCGGAGCUGGUAGUCAGAACGUGCUGAUAAUGGACCCCAGUUCUACAGGGACCAUGCAGCGGAUACAGAGUGAGAAGAGCAUCCUGGACGAACCAGACUCUCCUCUGGAGGUUAGUUAA
Molecule: messenger RNA, 7440 nt
Organism: Labrus bergylta (ballan wrasse)
Lineage: Eukaryota; Metazoa; Chordata; Actinopteri; Labriformes; Labridae
Source: RefSeq, a predicted model, not a curated record